Molecule: messenger RNA, 24820 nt
Organism: Lymnaea stagnalis (great pond snail)
Lineage: Eukaryota; Metazoa; Mollusca; Gastropoda; Lymnaeidae
Source: the annotation of a GenBank genome assembly
UAUAUAGCACAUCAUAUAUUCAUAGAAAGAAAUAAAAUAUUAUGUACAUGAAGGUAAUACAAUUAAAUUUUACUUCUCAUGCGGACUCGCACUGACGUGAUGAAAUUACUUCUUUUGUAAACAACAUGGCGGCUUUCUGCCAUAAGCCUAAUAAAAAUCCCGUCUUAUAUAAAUGUAUUAACAUUUGGAUUGUUUAUAUUGUAACUAGCUCAUUUUAGUACAUAAAAAUGCCUACAAGUUUCGAGCAGCUUGAUAGGACUGUCGAUGGCUCUUUAGUGGCCAUCGACUUUACAACAGGCGCUCAUGAAUCAAAUUCAAAUAUGUCUGAAAUUGGAAUAAACGAAAAGGCGCUCUUUCUUCAAAAUAUGGUAUUGACAGAGCCAGACGAACCGAAGAAAAAAGUUAUUGUUCCAAAUCAUUUAUUGGAAACAAGUAAGGAACCAUAGGAUAAAGUCUCAAAGCUUAAUAAAUAUGAAUUAUUAAUAAUUUGUCUUGCUCACCAGGCACUUGUCUUGUAAAUUACUAUUCAUUUGGUAUAAAUAAAAAUAUGAAAUAUUGUUCACUAAUAAUAAUAAUAUGUAAUAUAUUUAAUUCCAAAAUAAAUUGGACCAUUUAAAUUGCAUGGUACAGAAAGCUCUUCCAUUAUGAGCAAAUGCACUCUUCUGAAACGUGAUAAAUAGCAGGGCACUCACAGAGUAAAGGCAAAAGCUUACAAUUUUAACAUAUAAGUAUAAUCCAAAUUUACCAAUAAAAUUACUAAAUCCUUUAUUUUUCUUAUAGUAGCAUUCAUAAUUACAAGAAAAUCAAGGCCAUGCUAUCAGUCUUACCUCGAGUGGUACACUAUAAUCACCUGAUAUCAAUUACAAUCUAAAUAACCACCAAACUACAUUUACUAAGAAGCAAAUAAAUAAUUACUUUAAUAGAAAGUUAUGUUUGUCCCUAUAUUAUAUUAUACAGAGGAGCCAGGUUGGAUUUAUCUGGUCCUUUCCCAAAGUAGUGACAUUAAAGCUUAAGCUUUUUCAAAAUGCUUGAGUACUUGCAAUGUGGGGGUGGGUGGGGUGUGAUUGGGUGAUAAAAUAAUGGGAAUAUCGUUGAGUCUUAUGAUGCCAAUUAAACCUCAGAGACUGAAAAAUACCAAUGCUGUUUAUAUAAUAUAAUAUUUAUUCUGUUAUGUCUCAUAGAAAUUCUGCUCAAAGAAACUAAACUAAAAUUUCAGGGGCUGCCUAGUCCAGUAACAAAACGCCACUGGUUGUAGCUAGAAAUUACUGAAAGACAGGCCAGCACUACGUACAACACGUCGGCGUACCUAGCAAAACUAUUGACUUUGGCCUGCGUACACCGCGGCGGUGUACCUAGCUAAAUCAUGGUCUGUGGCCUGCGUACACCGCAGCGCUUUAAAUAAAGUAGCAAAACCAUGGUCUUUGCGAGUCUUUAUUUUUUUGGCCUAACCGGUACGUGUAGAUUUAAUGUUAUACUCUUGUUAAAACUGAAAACUAUUUAUUUAAAAUUCGUUUAGUACCUUGGGAGGAAGAUAAUGAGUAAAUUCCACGCUUAUGUGGCAAAGUGCUUGUAAAGCAUUUCUUCUUAUUUAUUGGAAGGGAGGGGGCUGGGGGUGUAAUAUUAAACCAUGAUUUAUUUUUAAAGUUAACCACUUUAUAUAUUGAAAUACAAAUAUAUUUAUUAAUUGUUGUAAGUUUUAUCCUAUGAUAGUGAAUCUUAAUAGGCAUAAAAAGGGUAGCUAAUUUGAAAUUAUUCUCUCCCCCCCACCCAGUUGUUUGUUGUUUUUUUUUGGGGGGGGGGGGAUGGCAUUAUAAUUAUAACAUUGUAUGUGAUCCCUCGGGGCGUGGUGUGAAAAUGAAUGGGAAGCCAGUAUAUCUAUUUAGUUAGCACCAAGAUAUAAUAUGCCACAAAUACACUACGGGAAGAGAAUCACAUACUCAUACAUUGAUCAUGAAGUCGUGAAGUUAAAGUUGUUCGAGGCAUUGACAUUGUGAUACCAAGCGUGUGUCAACACAAAACGACAGUAUGAUGAUAAAUACGAAACACUGCUGUGAUUUUUUAAAGUCUUUUAACAAUAAUUAAAUAUCAUUGAUUUAGUUUUACAUUGGCAUUACACAUUAGUAAAAAAUGCCGGCGGAAGGGGGGUGCAAAAAGAUAAGUUUGUUGUGCUGACGUCCUUUGUGGACAACCCCUAUCCAUCCAGAGCCAUGAUUUUUGUAGGCCCCCUUUUGGUUAAGCCUCUGCCCAUAACUCACCCUCACCCCACCCCCCCCCGGCAAGGAUCGAUUUCUUAACAAAAAAUAACAAAUAAAAAAACUUUGACAUAGCUCAUUGUGCAAUGGUUUCUGUGAGAAAACGUCAUGUUUUACCCUGAGAAUAGCACAUGCCAUGCCAUUCUGGAAACAAAUUCCGUAAUGAAAAGGGUAAACGCAGUCCUAUGGCUUUGCUAUAUAGUUUGCUACCGCUACAUAGUUUCUAAAAUCGAUGUGUUUUCAAAAGAUUUGCUGUGAGACUGAGGGUUGUGAAUGAACCGUUGAUAUCGUGUGUAAAUUUUGCCAUUGCAUAGGGCAUAGUGAAAGCAAGAUGGUUGAAAUACGACCAUGCACAUUAAUUAUGAUAUAUUUAUAUACUGGUAUUUUCUUUGGGUGUUCGUAAAAGUAAAAUGUAAAUAUUCAACUACACGAAGAAUGUUGAAAUACAAUAGAAUAUCACUUAGUAUUCAAAAUGUUUCUCUUAUACAUGUUACAUACACUAUAAAUGCGCUUUCAGAAACUUUCAGUUUGUUUUCUAAUGUCUUAUUGAUAAAAUUACUGGUAUUUUCAAAGUCAAAGGCCGGCACAACUUGUUGAAACACUUAAUAAUCUCAAUAUAACAUAUACUUAAAUUGUUUAAAUCGCUACAAAAUAUUUAAAAACUUCUCAUGAAACUACUGUUGUAAAUGAACAUGAUAAUUUAAAUAUAACAUAUUUUAAAUUAAAAUGGGAAGAAAAAAAACUCUAUCCCCUACUGGGAAUUGAUCUCAAAAGAUAAUAUCGCCAAGCGUCCACUCUACCACUUGACCACACAAGAUCUUUGCUAACAAGUAUAUCUUAAAACCAGGCCAAUGGUACAUUUUUGCAGCGGUGUACCCAGGCCAAAGCCCAUGAUUUUGCUAGGUACACCGCCGCGGUUUACGCAGGUCAAAGCCGAUGGUUUCGCUAGGUACACCGCCCCAAUGUACGCAUCCACUUUGUUUUAAAUUAGUUUCAAUUUCUAUAUAGAUGUAUAAGACUUUUUGCAGGAUGAGCAAUAAAGUAAGUCUCAGUGGCUGGAAAGCAACACAUUUGGUGGAGUAGUCUGGUAUUAUGUAGAUAAGGCAAAAACAUUGCUGAAAAUAAUGUUUUAUGGCAUAUUGACUUUAAAAAAUUAAUUUUAUGAUAUUUUGAGGGUUUUUGAAGAGGAAGAAAUAAAAUUCCAAAAUUUCACUCCAGAAAUCUAUGCCAAACUGGGUCAAAAUGCUUCAAUUCAAGCUAAGCCUUCAGUCAUCCUAUUUGAAGGUUUUGAAGUGGGUAAAAAGCAGACCAGACAACUUAUAUUACUCAAUGCAUCUACUGAUGUGCUUAGAAUGCAUAUUAUACCACCACAGACUGAUAACUUUUCUAUCAAAUAUGCCAAACAAGUAAGUCAAAAUGCACUAUAUAUUUUUUUAAAUCCUUUAUAUUAUCUUCACUUUUGUUUGUGUGUUUCUCUGUGGCAAAAUCUUUGGAAGACUAACUUCUCAUCAUCGUAUCGAGCUGAAACUUGGUACAUAGACUGAUUGCCGAUGACAAGACAUUCUUUAAAAUUUUCACCCCCAACCUCUAAAAAUCUGUAUUUCCUGUUUUUCAAUGGGGUGAGGAAUGUUAAUGAUUUUCAAAGGGUGCUUGUUUUGGUGUGGAGAUUAAUUGUGUACCUGUUGCUUUGUGCUUUGUAUUUGUGAAGGGGCAAAUAAAGGAAACAUGAAACAGGUUCUUGCCAGAAGUUACCCAUAUACAUAACUGCUUCUGAUAUAUAUAUAUAUAUAUAUAUAUAUAUAUAUAUAUAUAUAUAUAUAUAUAUAUAUAUAUAUAAUAUAUUAUGUAUAUAUAUAAUAUAUAUAUAUGAUAAAUCAUGUACAAUUACAUAAAUGCAAACACAAAUGCAUAUAAAGAAUGAUUUAAAUUUUCCUAUGAAAGCAUAAGCAUUAGAGCAAAAUAAUUCAAAUCCAUCCUGUUUUUUUAAAUUUAAAAGGCAACACAACAUACAUUCAACAUAUUUAGUAAGUUGACUCAGGAUAUAAUUGUAAUAGGUAUUGUAGUAAAAGAAAGCGAGUGAGUGUGAAAAUUUCUAAAAAUAAUAUAAUGAAUAACUUUAUUAAAGCCAAAUAGUUGAUUCAUAUACAUUUUUUUUUAUUAAAGGAAAGAAUGGUUGCUGGUAUGACAUUGAAAUGUACAGUAGAAUUUACACCAGAUGAAUGGCGUUAUUAUUAUGACUGUAUUCGCAUUCAUUGUCAUGUAAGUAUUUUCUCAUUUUUAAAUUACAAAUCUGAAAAAUGGAAAACAAUAAUUCUCCAAGCAUCUUUCUACUUUUCAAACAGUUUUUCUGAUUCAGCAUUGUUAAGAUCUGUUGAGUAGGUACUAAUUGUAAGUCUCAGAGUUUUAAAUUAAAUUAUAUUAUAUUGAUUCAUUUUUAAAAAGAGAUUUUUUAAAAAAUUGUAUUAGAAAAUAAUAAUUAUUUAGCAUAAGUUUUCCUUUCAUAAUCUUUUUCAAAAUAUUUAUCCAGGGUGAGGAUAAUUUGAUUGUUCCAAUUCAUGGCUAUCCCAUAAUGAGCACAAAAGAUUUUCCUCGAAACUAUAUCUUCUCUCCAAUUCCAGUGGGAUCAAGGUAAAAUAUAUAUUAAGGGGUAAAAUGUUAUUUAAUUGUGUAAUAUUUAAGAAGGAAUUUAUUUAUUUUUUUUCAGUUAAAAGUAAUUAUUGAAUGAUCAUUUUUUUAAAAAUUGACUGGAAAGUUGAAAACAGUGUACUUCUAUUUAUUCCUGCAAAAUUAUAAAAUUAAUAAUAAAAUUGUUACAAUUUAAUUCAGUGAAUUCUCAUUUGGAUUUUGGCUGUUAACAAAAAUAUAUGUACAAAAAUAUACUGGCUAAUCCAUACAUUUUUUAAACUUACUGAAAUAUUUCAUUCACUUUUUGAGACUGAGCUAUUGCUCAUUGAUGGCCCUGGGAAGAACAAUACAGCCUAGCUGCAUUUGCUGAGCUAUGUUGGAAAUAAGAUUAUCAACGAUGUUAGCUGGGAGCACCCCAGUCAUACCAAUCGUUAGUGUCUGACACUUGACUAGUAAGUGCUCGACCAUCUCCAUCGCCUGUCUACAAUGGUGGCAGCUCAGGCCCUGAAGCGGAUGUAAUCGAUUCAGAUAGCUAUGGGUAGAGCAAUGCUCAGUCCUCAUUUGCAUAAUGAGGUUUUGGUGAUUGCGUUUAAGAUGCCACCAGUGAUGUUCCGGUAAAGUUUUCGGGCUGUAAAAAGAGGGCCUUUAGCCAGGCCUUGACCCCCCAAUUGGGUUAUUGGCUGAUAGAUUGUGGUUGGGCAGAGCCUUGUCUCGCUAGAUAGUCAGCUCUAUCAUUGGGAGUAAUUCCCGCAGGGCCUGGGAUCCACAGAAGGACCACUGUGCCUCAUGUACUUUAUGUCUCGUAUGAGUCCAAGGAUUGCAUUGGGCCAUUUUCAUGUCCAAAGAGCACCUACUCACAGCUUCAAGUUCAAGAGCACACUGUGAGCCGGUGAACACUAUGAUGGAUGGAAAUGUUUUAUGUAUCGCCAAUUUGCGGCGCACUUGUUUCAGGGCCAUUAGGAUAGUUUCAACUUCUGCUGUGCUAUUUUUUCCCACUUGGCCCCAAAAUCUCCUCAGUUUGAGGUACCACUUGGAGUACUGCAUGAGUGCUUUGAGCCAGCUUGCUUCUCACUGGCUAGAUAGGAGCUGACUGCGAAGACUUUUACCACAGUGUCCGAAUAUGACUCGAUAGUCUGAAGUGCAGCCUCUAUUUGCUCAUUUUGGAGGCUUGACUUAGUAUCUCCCGCCGUUAGCAGGGUCAGAAGAAUAUCUGGAGGUUUGCAGCUAUCAUGCGGUGAUCUCAUCUGGAUCAGGCUUAUUUUUUCCCUGUUUCCUGGUAAAGGGUGCUUAUUCUCUAGUGACUGGACUGCAUCUAUAAAGGAGGGUCUUUUAACAGGGUUCCGUUCUUUCCAUUGGAUGGUAGUGCUCCACUUUCGUCAAGAUAGCUUUGUCUCUCCUGAUACUGAGUGGUUCUACGGCUGACAGUAUUUCCACCGCAGCCCGGAGUGUAGUAGUACGCAGUGCCCCACAUACGAACCUGAGAGCUAGGUUCUGUAAUCGGUCCAGACCCUCUAAAGCCGUUAUGCUCACAAAGGCCUGUACCAUGAGGCUGUAGUCCAGUACCCCUCUCACGCUCCCCAGAUGUAAUGUUCUGAGGAGGCUUGCAUCAGUGCCCCAGGUAGUGCUUGCCAGUUUCUUAACCAGGCUGUUUAUGCUUACUAAAUUUAUCUUUUAAAUUAAUAUUCUUUCUAAAGGUCAUCAAAGAGUUUCCCAUUAAAAAGUAUGGCGCCUAUAGACUUUGAAUUCAGCUUUGAUUACAUACAGGCUCAUCCAGCACUUUCUAUAGAGCCUCUUUCAGGUAUUUUUAGACCAUAUUUUUUGAUAAUCAUUGUUUUUAAUUUCAUUGAGCAAUCAUCCACUUCUUUGUUGAAUCUAUUAACAACUGCAGUGACACUUGCAGAAAUUUUCUUCUUUUUUUUUGGUCAUACGUUUUAAGUCAACAGAAAUAGGGAGCAGAUAUCAAUUAAGGCCGUGUGAUUUUAUGGAGGAAAUACUAACAGAAGUAGAGAAGCCACCUGGCUAUAUAACUUUGAAUCUCCCCCAAAAAGUGACCAUAAAUUAAAUUAAGUCAAAUUCACUAAUAAAGGGGGGAACGGGACACAUUUUUUUUUUAGGAUAAGAUGUCUUAAAUAUAGAUAAAUUUGAUAAAUUUCCCAUUUAAUAACUGAAGUAUAUCCUUUGCCUUACUAAGGAAUGCAUCUAAUGUCUAAUUUUUUAUAAUUUUUUCUUCAAAAUAUCCUAAAAACAACACAUAAUAGUUCUGAAACAAUGUGAAAAAAAUAUGGCUGGUCUGCAUUGUACAGCCAUUAUGGAAGAAGAACUCUUGUCAUCAAGACUGUAAAACUGCACCAAAAAACCAUUUGACUCCCAUUACUCUAAGAUUGGGAUAAAAUACUGAUAAAAUUAAAUAAUAAAGUACAGCAUUGUAAAUCACAGUGAGGCAUAUCAUAAUUGUGUGUUGCUUUUAGUUUUAAUGCCUCUUUAUUCUUGGUCUUAUAAAUAGUACCACAAACCAACUAAUUGGGUUUUGGUUUUAUUGUGUCUUUAUUAUCGGUUUAAUAAAUAGUACCACAAACUAACUUUUUUAAUUUCAUUUUUUUCAAGGAUCCUAUCAUGUCUAACCUUGAAGAUCAUUUCAUAUAAAUAAGCAAAGGCUAAAUAAAUAAUCAACAAACUUAUUUAUAAAAGAAACUAUUACUGCAAUCAAUGACAAAAUAUGUAUAGUGUUGACCCCUCCAACCAUUGCACAUCCCUUGUAACAAAAGUGUGUUGUUUUUUGGAUUCCAUCAGGCAUCGUUCCUGCUAAUGGGGAAGCUGAGGUCACUGUGACAUUUGUUCCAUUUGAGUUCCAGACGGCCAUAAUGAAAGUGCAGUUGAGCAUUUCACAGUUCAACUUUAAAGGAAUCGUCUGUACAUUCACCGGCACCUCACAGCCCGGCUUGCUCAAGUAGGACAAUUAUCAGAUGGCUUUUUUAAAUUAUAGUAAUCACCAAAUUAGAUCAAUUUUGUUAUGAAUGGCUACCAUUUAAUUUUUCUUUUGCAUCUGGGUUUAAUAUUACUCUUGCUGUCCUAUCAGAUACUACAUUGGUGAUUAUUGUAAUUUUAUAUUUUUUUACUGUUGUAUGCUUGCCGAAGAAGGCUUUUUGCUGACACAUUCGUUGUUCUUUUGCGUCCUUUUUUCAGGUUUUCCCAUACUUUCUUUGGCUCAUUUCCUUGAUAUCCGUAAUGUUAUUCUAAGAACAAGAAGCACAUCCAGAGCAAAUAAAAAAAUUAAAUUGUACAAAUAAGCUCAUCACAGUGCAUCUUAUGGUAUUUAUUGCUUCAAGUGUCCUCUUACAUUGUUUAAAACAGUUAAACAAUCUCCUUUUGAACAUUAUGCAGCUCGGCUUUGACUCAUGUCAGAGCUUUGUGUUUUAAACUUGAAGUGUUUAAAUUUUGUACAAGGAGCUGUGACAAGCGGAGUAAAUAACUCUUACACUGACAGGACUGAAAUCUAGCAUCAUAACUCAACCAUGCAACAGUAAGGACACUCUAGAUUAUUCAGACAUAACUCUUUCUGUUGAUAGUUUUAUCUGUGUUUCUUUUUUCAGGGCCAAGACUUUGACUAGCGUGCUCAGUGAAGUCCUUGACCCCAAAUGUGUUUCUCCUAUUGAAAGGUCAAGGAUCAAAAGGAAAUCCAAGAAUAAAAAUGGGAUCACAAGAAAAGUAGCCUCUGCUCCUAGCCAGGUAAGACAAUAGAAACAAUAACAAGAUAGUUGGGGUUUUUUUCUAGGGGAGGGGGUGCUCCUUUUAUUUCUAUUUACAUUUUUUUUUUUCAAUCCUCAAUAUAAUGUGUUGACCUCUGCUUGACAAUCUUUCUUCUUAGCUCUCCCUGGAAAAAAAUGGGAUACGUUUCCCAGCUGUCAUCAACUCACCGUCUGCAGUGGCUAAAGUCCUCUUACAAGAACCUGGGAAACUCAAAGUCAAUGAGAUGAAUUUGAGUGAGUUACUUCAAGGAUCCAACCAAGAAAGUUUUUAUGCAACACUUUUGUUCUUUGAUUUAGUCUAUAGUGAUUUAAAAAAUUACCCUAAGAAUAUGCUGCUCAUGCAGUUCAUAAAUACACUGCUCUUAUUUGAAUAAAAUUUUUGAUUUUUUUUUAAAUUUAAGAUGUUCAAGAUCAAAAAGAAACAAAGGCAAUGACCAGGCAGAUAAAAGUGAGUUCUUUCUGGUCCAUUUUUCUUUUUGUGCUUCUUAACCCACGAACUGUCAUCGGCUGAUCUUCCCAUCCCAAACUGUAUCGGCCGAUAAAAAAAUCCGAUAAAAAUAGAAUAAAAUUGAAAGAAUACGUUCCAGUCCAAUAAAAAUAAACCAAAUAUAACUAAUUCCUUUUAUUAAUAAAUGAACUUCCAUUUUUCGCUCUUCUGUUUCCUUUUUUUAAAACUUUGAAGUUAUUUUUUACAACGAUCUUUAUCAAGCAAAUUAGUGUAAGAAGAUUUUCACGAAAUGGAUGAGGCUUUAGCUGGACCAUCUGGCUUACAGAUCAGUUUGGAAUCUUUUUGAUAACUUUUUAGUUAAUGACUCAAGUCAUUCGGGAGAUGAUUUUCAGAUCACACACGAAGACAAUGAUAAUUCUGAUUAUUUUUCUAGUGGGUCAGAAAGUUCAGACUCUGACUAUCUAAGCCUAGAACGAGUAGGCAUUGCGCCAACAACAGGAUUUGUCUUAAACUAUGUUAUACUUGUUCUAUAUAUGUUUAUUUAUAUUUCAUAUUAUGGAUUAAAUAUUUAUAUAGCAGCUUUUAAAAUUUUAUCUGUUUCUUGCUAUUUAGUAAGAAUAAAAUAACUAAAACGUAUACAAAUAAUACAUUUUCUGAAAGAUAAAUAAAAAUGCUAUCAUGUUAUAUAAACAUUAUAAUUAUAGGUCUUCAAAAAAUUGUAGUUUGCGGUACUUGAAAAGAAAAAUUUUCAUUAUUUUCUUUAUUCUUGGUCACUCCAAGGUCACGGUCAGCGAGUAUAAAAUAAUCAUUUAAAUAGCCAGCAUGAUUCCCCACUCAGUCUAAUUUCAAUAAAUGUAUACUUUAUGGGGUCUAGCUAUAGUUUCAAAGGCACCCAAAAAGCUCUAAAUUGCCAGCAGAAUACAGAAUGAUACAAUGGACAGUUCGUGGGUUAAUAAUAUGUCUUGUUAAAACUUUAAUUUUAAAAGCAGGAAUGUAUUCAUUUAGUUUGCUUUACUUUAAUGGAAUUAUUGAACAGCUAACAGUUGUUUUUUUUACAUCUUAUUCCUAACGCCUGGUGAAAUUUUAAAUAAGCUGCAAUUGAAUUGUAAUCUUUUUCUAAAAUGUUACUUUCCCAUUUAAUAUUUUCUCAGGAAGCCCUUUUUGAUCAGCUGGUGAGACAAAAUGUUUAUGAAGAAAGGCAAAAUCAACUGAGAUGGCAAAUUAAACUUGGAGAUCAGCCAAUGAUGGAGGAAGAGAGAUACAAGGUUCUGGAGGACAGACAAAAAGCUCUGGAUCACUACAUGGUAAAUAAUGUCAGGUGGAAACUAGUUACGGUAUCUCUAAUAAUUACUCAGUACAUUCAGUGUUUUUCAGAUGGAAAAUGUUCCAAAUUUCUUAAAGAUUAAAUACAACCAGAACAUGAUUUGCUCAUUUCAGAAGUACAGUUUCUUUGUUUGGUCAGGAAAAGUUGUUGUUUUUAAAUUUCAAGCUAUUAACAACUAUUUGGUUUAUUUCCCUUCCUAUGAGAGACUAUUGACUUUUUAAAAAGCUCUUCAAAUUAAGCUUAUUUUUAUGUGCUAUCAUUCUCAUGGCAAUUAUCUUUUAAAAGUACUUUUAGCAAAUAUUUUCAGUAGAUCCUCUCUUUUAAAUUUUGAAUUUCUUUAGCAUUGCCAUAUUGUCAUGCAAAAUGUUCUUUGAUAUCACUCAAAUUCAUUCCAUCCAUCCCUGUGGUGGUGCUAAGCCCAUGUAGGAAAUCUAUUGGAACAAUUCAGUAAAUACAUGGAUUUGAUUUAUUUUUAAGAUAAUACAGUUUAUAUCGUAACCUUCUAUUAUUUUUAGUUUAAAGUGCGUGGAGUUCCCAUACCAGAAGAAGAGUACAACCGUCCCCACACAGUUUGCACUUAUGCCAGGACUGUGAGAGAUGUAGAUACUGUAAGUUGUUAAAUUUAAUUUAAAAAAUUAUUGAUAUAAUAUAGGCAUAUAAAUAAUAAAAUUCUUAAAUUAAAAAGUAACCAUUUAAUUUUUGACACACUUUGAGGAAAAGUUAAAUUGGAUUCAUGAGUAAAAUAAACAUGUCACUAUGACUAAUCUUUAUUUUAUGAUGCUAGUACAUGUUUCCAUGUUUGUCAUGGUUUGGUUUUUGCAAAAUUUUUUUUAAAAAACCUCUGAAACGUGUUUGUCAUAUUCCAUGUUUCUAUUAAUUUGAAAACAAUUUACUCUCAAUAGUUGGCACCAAAAAUUGCAAUGUUUGACAUCUACUCCAAUGAUCUGUGGGCCACUCGUCAUGCAGCUCUUGAUAGAUUUGUGCAGGCAGCCAGAAGUGUAAGACACUUUAAUCUUAUAAUAGGGAGCCUUCAAUAAUUAAAAUAGGCAAAUAUUUCCCUUUUCAUAUACCUUCUUGAACUCAUUUAAAAUAAUCAUAGAAAACAGAACUGAUGUCUAUAAGCUUAUAUCAAAAGUUAGUAUAAAAUUGAUAUGUUAUUUUAGCAUACAACCGAAACAACAAGGAAUCGCAUCAGUAUUUAACUUCUGACAUGGCUUGUAUAGAAGUAGACAUUACAUCCAGGGGUGGCUAAGGCAAUUUGAUAGAUUUUGUUAUUGCAAUUACAAUAGAAAUGUAUCAGCAUAUUAGCAUACACACCAAUCUCUUGAAUUGCCUCCCCUCAUCCCAUAUUUACCUGCUAGUUAUAUCACACACACCCCUUCCCCACCCACCCCCAGCACACACACUUCCUACAGAACACACACUUCCCACAGAACACACACUUCCCAAAGAAUGUAUACUUUCCACAGCACACACAUUUCCCACAGCACACAUGCUUCCUGCAGAACACACACUUCCCACAGCACACACUUACCUGCUUACUAAAAUAUGGAUGGCUUCUAGAUCAUCAAAAUGCAAAAUUUAGUUACAUGUGUUGUUUUGUUUAAGUAAGGGUUCCUUCCAAAGUUUGGGGGGGGGGGGGAGGGGGGGAAAAAGUUUUUAACUAUACCUGGGCCUUUUUUUAAAAAUGUUAUGAAAUGAGAGGGAAAGGAAAACCUAAGUUUAUAAUUAACAAAUUAAAAUGUAAAUUAUAUAGCAUGCAAAAAAAAAAAAAAAAAAAGACCUAAAGAACUUGGCUGGAAAGUGGACAUUAAAUUAUUAUAUCUAGAACAGAGAUGGGCAAACCAUGGGCCUGAUAUUAUGCUGCCCUUGAGGGCAUAUAGAAAUUUAAAAAAUUUAACUCGUUUUUAAGUUAUUUGAUUAAAUUUUACAGAGUUUCAUGUACCGUUAUGAUGGUUUUAAAAUUUUUUAAUAAAAUUUCUAUCUAAAUUUCUGUUUUUGUAAACAGUCCUUUACCUUGGUAAUGUAAUGCUAAAAUGCGAAUGUAUCGAUCUGAAUAUAGAGAAAUAUUUCUCAAAAUGUAAAUGUUUAAAAAGAAUCAUUUUAUGAAAAACAGAUAUUUCUCCAGUGAAAAAAAAUUAUUUAUUUUUCAAGACAAUAUAAAAUUUAAAAGUUUGUUUUCUGUUAUAAUUAUUUACAAUGUUCAAAUUAAUUUAUUUGAUGUCGUUGUCUUAAUAUAUUUCUGAAAUUUAUUUUGAGUUUACUCCUUGUAUACAGCCGGAAGUUGGCUCGUUUCAUUUUCUUUUUUUAAGUUUUGUAAAAUUCUGUUCGAAAUUUAUUAAAACAAUGAGUGUCACUUAGAACGUAAGAUUGAAGAUGAAUGUCAUGUUUUUAAUGAAUGGAUAACUAACCACUGUUUUUUAAAAGUUAAUAGCAAAUCAGUUUGCUUGUUGCGUUGUGAGUCAGUGGCUGUCUUCAAGGAGUACAAUUUAAAAAGAUAUUACCAAAUAGUACAUUCCGAUUUCGGAUAAAAUUUAACAACUGUAGAGGGGGAAAGGAAAUUCCUGAGCUGGUGGCAGAUUUGGAUAAACAGCAAUCUGUUUUCACUAGACAGUCUUUAAUUCAAGGUGCUGCAUCAGAACCUAAUCUUGUGCUGUCAGACAGAAUUUUAAAACAAUUUUCUGAUGGCGAGUUCAUCAAAGAAUGUUUGCUAGAUGUAUCAAACAGUAUGUGUCUGGAACAAAAAAACUAAGUUGAAAACACUACUUUAAAAAGGAGAACUGUGGUCAGAGGUGUUGACAACAUAAGUGACAAUUUUAUGCAUAAACUUCAAGAUAGAAGUAAACACUUUGUGGGACUCUCUUGCAAUGGAUGAGAGUACCGAUGUACAUGAUACUGUCCAAUUAUUGAUAUUUAUACCUGGAAUAAACGCUUCUUUCAAACUCACUGAAGAGUUACUGAGUGUUGAGUCACUCAAAGACACAGCCUUAAUUGUAGUGCCAAUGUAUUCAGUAUGUGACUAAAUUAAGGCCAUUGAUGGAUAAUUUUUUUUAAAUUUGUAAAAAAAUUGAAGAUCUUAACAAAUUAAAAAAAGUUUUUGUCCAUAUUAUAAAAUAUAAUGUAUUAGUAAAUUAUAAUUGAAAUAAUUGGUUAUUUAACCUAUUUUAUAUCCUAUAAAUAAUUUAUAAUUACUUAUUGUGACAUUAUAUAAAUGCAGCCCCCAAGUAGCUUUACAUUUCUUAAUGUGGCCCCAAUAGCUUUACAUUUGUCAAUGUGGCCCUAUGCGCAAAAUAGUUGCGCACCCCUGAUCUAGAAGAAAUUUAAAUUUGAUCAGUUUAACAUUUUCAUUAACUAUUUCUCUAUUUCCUUUCAAAUAUUUAUAAAUGAUUAUUUCAUUGUUUAGAUCAUUAUCCGAAAUCGAGGAGAUAAAAAAUUACUCGGUUUAAAGACCCUGAGGAAAAAUACACAAGGUUUUAUUGAUACAACUGGUAAGUUACCAAGUUGAAACAAAACAUAGUUAAUGCCUGUUGUAUAUAUUAAUACAUUUUGGACAGUAUAUUUAGUUUUAUUUUAUAUUUUGUUUUAAGACAUUGUCCAUUUUCUAUGCACACAUAAAAACUUAUAAUGUAAUGUAGUAAAUGGGAAAUUUUUCCCACUUUAUCAUAUUAUACCAAGAAGUCGUUUGUGUACCAGUAACAAAAUUGAUUUAAUUUGAAUAUUUGAAUUAAACACUUUGACAAUCUAAUGAUUAGAUUUGAUGUAGGCUGCCAUAGAUUUUAGCUAUUUAAAUAAUUUUAGAAGGGAGAUAAAAGAUAAUAUCAAAUUUAUAAAUAUGUACAACUUAAAAUGUAUAUUUAUUAAAAGGAAAUCUGUGAAAUAGAAGUGGUUUAUAUAUUAUAAAAACUUAAAUCAGAUUUUUUUAUCAAAUAGAUCUAGGUCCAAGCAAUCCCCAGGAGGGAUUGGAUCUGAAAUUCAAAGCAGAGCGUAUUCAAAAAUACAAGUUCCCUACUUAUGUAGCACCUAAUAUCAAAGAUGAUAUGGUAAGAGCUGUUACGAUGACAGCCAUUGAUAUUGUUCUUGAUUAUUUAUGUUAAAUUUUUUUUUACAUCUUAUUAGAAUCUUCAUAAAUUAAACAGAGUAUCUUAAUAUAUCAUGAUACCAUUGUUAUUCUAUAUAUAUGUUUUUAUUUGGCUCCUGAAAGAUUACUAGUUAUGAAAAGAAACUUGUCAAAUGCUCUGAAACUGAAUUUAGGCAAGCAUUUAAUCACAUAUUUGCCUGUGCAAUUAAUUCAAUGGAGCAUAUGCUGAGAGCAUGACAAAUUUGACAUACUUAAUUGAAAGUUUGACAUGACUUGUUUACAACAUUUAAUUCACUCUGUCCACCAAGGCUCCAGAUGCCCUGGGGAAUAUACCAGUGGAUGCCACUGAGGUUAUAGUGAAGAAAGAAGUUCCAUUUUUCAAUUUGAAGGUCAGUUCAUUUCCCAUAUUAACUUCAGACUAGUAACUUACUUCCUGUGAAAACUUUUCUUUACAGAAUAAAAUCAUGGAUUAGUCAUUCAUGUCAUGACUAUUGAGAGGUUCAUUCCCUUUCAUAAAUUACUUUUAUCUUAAUAACUUUUUUCCCAGGUUCCAUAUUUUUAUCAACUCUAUGGUUACAAAAGUCACAAUGUGCAAGAUGCUUCUCGAGGUUACAUCCCUACGAAAGGUUUCCGAAAACUACGAACAGGUGCAGAGGUAAGAACAACCUGUUGAACAUCCUUCAAGUAGCAUAUACAAAUUUUUUGGCACAGAAACUUAGAAAUUAUGGCUUGCAAAAAAAUCUUACCUCUUCUAAAUGCAAAAUUUCCUUAUUUCUCCUCAAUAAAAUGAUAAUUAUUGCACAAGAUUGGGGAGGAAUUAAGUGGGGGGUGGAGGUAGAAACACAAUAAAGUCAAAGAAAACAUUUUCCCAUUAAUUUAUAACAUUGUUAAAAUAAUUAUACAAAAAUAAAUUGUACAGGAAACAACUAAAGGUAAAUUUAAAAUGUACUUUUUUUCUUAGCUGCUUGGAGUUUAUGAUAAAGUGCCUAAGUUACAAAACUACAUCUGGAAACAUUUUUGGGCCAACAAGUGCUCCAAUUACAAUUUACUUUUGACUUCAUAAUUCCUGGAACUUGUUUUAGUUCGUCAAGCCUUUAUUUUUUUACCUCUUUUUUUUUUCCAUGUCUCUCUCAAGGAUGAGGUUAUCAAACUUCCAUUCGACCAAGAGGAUCCAUGCCAGAGAGUAGCUAGUACACCUGGGGGUCCAGACAGUGACCUUCAUUCCGCAAGAGUUAAAUCUGGUCAGAAAGUGCUCAGAUCCCAGCCCCUGGCCCUCACCCCGCCUGAAACUCUAUUUAAACCAAUAGAGUACCCCAGUCUUCAUAUUAUGGUAAAAAUAUUACAGAGUGUUACAGACUAUUAUCUUUUUAUUUGUUUUAGCUUUCAGUGGCGACAACGAGUUGAGGCAAAGGCUUUAAGGCAGAGGUCUAGUAUUCCAGUCCGGACUAAUGCAAACCUAUUUUUUUAAUAUAGCAUUAGGCCUAAUUCAAUUGUUGCCAUUUAUUUUCUCCUUCAUUACUUCUGCUUGCAAAUCAAACUGUGGCUCCUGUUUAUUUUUAGAUCGUGUGGUCACAAUGUUUGACAGCACUGAUUUGUGCCAGCAGCUGUUCACCUAGAAGAUGUUUUGUAAGAACAAGCUGCGCUCUCAACUCACUGAUGAUCACCGUGAUGACAUUCUGUUGCCGACCUCCUCAUCAUAAGAACCUGAUAUUGUAUAUGUCUCUAUAAACAUGCCACAUUUUGUUUCCCUUUGAUCGUACCCUAUUUUUGAAUUCAACAACCUUUCCAUGGGCACCAUGUUUCAUCUGGCCUAGUGUGCCACAUUGACACCUUGAUUCUUCUGGCCUAGUGUGACAUAUUGACACCUUGUUUCUUCUGGCCUAGUGUGCCAUAUUGACAGCUACUUUCUUCUGGCCUAGUGUGCCAUAUUGACACCUACUUUCUUCUGGCCUAAUGUGCCAUGUUGACACCUACUUUCUUCUGGCCUAGUGUGCCAUGUUGACACCUACUUUCUUCUGGCCUAAUGUGCCAUGUUGACACCUACUUUCUUCUGGCCUAGUGUGCCAUAUUGACACCUACUUUCUUCUGGCCUAGUGUGCCAUGUUGACACCUACUUUCUUCUGGCCUAAUGUGCCAUGUUGACACCUACUUUCUUCUGGCCUAGUGUGCCAUAUUGACACCUACUUUCUUCUGGCCUAGUGUGCCAUGUUGACACCUACUUUCUUCUGGCCUAGUGUGCCAUGUUGACACCUACUUUCUUCUGGCCUAGUGUGCCAUGUUGACACCUACUUUCUUCUGGCCUAGUGUGCCAUGUUGACACCUACUUUCUUCUGGCCUAGUGUGCCAUGUUGACACCUACUUUCUUCUGGCCUAGUGUGCCAUGUUGACACCUACUUUCUUCUGGCCUAGUGUGCCAUGUUGACACCUACUUUCUUCUGGCCUAGUGUGCCAUGUUGACACCUACUUUCUUCUGGCCUAGUGUGCCAUGUUGACACCUACUUUCUUCUGGCCUAGUGUGCCAUGUUGACACCUACUUUCUUCUGGCCUAGUGUGCCAUGUUGACACCUACUUUCUUCUGGCCUAGUGUGCCAUAUUGACACCUACUUUCUUCUGGCCUAGUGUGCCAUAUUGACACCUACUUUCUUCUGGCCUAGUGUGCCAUGUUGACACCUACUUUCUUCUGGCCUAGUGUGCCAUGUUGACACCUACUUUCUUCUGGCCUAGUGUGCCAUAUUGACACCUACUUUCUUCUGGCCUAGUGUGCCAUAUUGACACCUACUUUCUUCUGGCCUAGUGUGCCAUAUUGACACCUACUUUCUUCUGGCCUAGUGUGCCAUAUUGACACCUACUUUCUUCUGGCCUAGUGUGCCAUAUUGACACCUACUUUCUUCUGGCCUAGUGUGCCAUGUUGACACCUUGUUUCUUCUGGCCUAGUGUGCCAUAUUGACAGCUACUUUCUUCUGGCCUAAUGUGCCAUGUUGACAGCUACUUUCUUCUGGCCUAGUGUGCCAUAUUGACACCUACUUUCUUCUGGCCUAAUGUGCCAUAUUGACACCUACUUUCUUCUGGCCUAAUGUGCCAUAUUGACACCUACUUUCUUCUGGCCUAAUGUGCCAUGUUGACAGCUACUUUCUUCUGGCCUAGUGUGCCAUAUUGACAGCUACUUUCUUCUGGCCUAGUGUGCCAUAUUGACACCUACUUUCUUCUGGCCUAGUGUGCCAUAUUGACACCUACUUUCUUCUGGCCUAGUGUGCCAUAUUGACACCUUGUUUCUUCUGGCCUAAUGUGCCAUAUUGACACCUACUUUCUUCUGGCCUAGUGUGACAUAUUGACACCUUGUUUCUUCUGGCCUAAUGUGCCAUGUUGACACCUACUUUCUUCUGGCCUAGUGUGCCAUAUUGACACCUACUUUCUUCUGGCCUAAUGUGCCAUAUUGACACCUACUUUCUUCUGGCCUAAUGUGCCAUAUUGACAGCUACUUUCUUCUGGCCUAAUGUGCCAUAUUGACACCUACUUUCUGCUGGCCUAAUGUGCCAUAUUGACACCUACUUUCUUCUGGCCUAAUGUGCCAUAUUGACACCUACUUUCUUCUGGCCUAAUGUGCCAUAUUGACAGCUACUUUCUUCUGGCCUAGUGUGCCAUAUUGACAGCUACUUUCUUCUGGCCUAAUGUGCCAUAUUGACACCUACUUUCUUCUGGCCUAGUGUGCCAUGUUGACACCUACUUUCUUCUGGCCUAAUGUGCCAUGUUGACACCUACUUUCUUCUGGCCUAAUGUGCCAUGUUGACACCUACUUUCUUCUGGCCUAAUGUGCCAUAUUGACAGCUACUUUCUUCUGGCCUAAUGUGCCAUAUUGACAGCUACUUUCUUCUGGCCUAAUGUGCCAUGUUGACACCUACUUUCUUCUGGCCUAAUGUGCCAUAUUGACAGCUACUUUCUUCUGGCCUAAUGUGCCAUGUUGACACCUACUUUCUUCUGGCCUAAUGUGCCAUAUUGACACCUACUUUCUUCUGGCCUAAUGUGCCAUGUUGACACCUACUUUCUUCUGGCCUAGUGUGCCAUAUUGACAGCUACUUUCUUCUGGCCUAAUGUGCCAUAUUGACAGCUACUUUCUUCUGGCCUAAUGUGCCAUAUUGACAGCUACUUUCUUCUGGCCUAAUGUGCCAUGUUGACACCUACUUUCUUCUGGCCUAGUGUGCCAUAUUGACAGCUACUUUCUUCUGGCCUAAUGUGCCAUGUUGACACCUACUUUCUUCUGGCCUAGUGUGCCAUAUUGACAGCUACUUUCUUCUGGCCUAGUGUGCCAUAUUGACACCUACUUUCAUCUGGCCUAGUGUGCCAUAUUGACACCUUGUUUCUUCUGGCCUAGUGUGCCAUGUUGACACCUACUUUCUUCUGGCCUAGUGUGCCAUAUUGACAGCUACUUUCUUCUGGCCUAAUGUGCCAUGUUGACACCUACUUUCUUCUGGCCUAAUGUGCCAUGUUGACACCUACUUUCUUCUGGCCUAGUGUGCCAUAUUGACACCUUGUUUCUUCUGGCCUAGUGUGCCAUGUUGACACCUACUUUCUUCUGGCCUAAUGUGCCAUGUUGACACCUACUUUCUUCUGGCCUAGUGUGCCAUAUUGACACCUACUUUCUUCUGGCCUAAUGUGCCAUAUUGACAGCUACUUUCUUCUGGCCUAGUGUGCCAUGUUGACACCUACUUUCUUCUGGCCUAAUGUGCCAUGUUGACACCUACUUUCUUCUGGCCUAGUGUGCCAUAUUGACAGCUACUUUCUUCUGGCCUAGUGUGCCAUAUUGACACCUACUUUCUUCUGGCCUAAUGUGCCAUGUUGACACCUACUUUCUUCUGGCCUAGUGUGCCAUAUUGACAGCUACUUUCUUCUGGCCUAGUGUGCCAUAUUGACACCUACUUUCUUCUGGCCUAAUGUGCCAUGUUGACACCUACUUUCUUCUGGCCUAGUGUGCCAUGUUGACACCUACUUUCUUCUGGCCUAAUGUGCCAUAUUGACAGCUACUUUCUUCUGGCCUAAUGUGCCAUGUUGACACCUACUUUCUUCUGGCCUAGUGUGCCAUAUUGACAGCUACUUUCUUCUGGCCACGUGUGCCAUAUUGACACCUACUUUCUUCUGGCCUAGUGUGCCAUAUUGACAGCUACUUUCUUCUGGCCUAGUGUGCCAUAUUGACACCUACUUUCUUCUGGCCUAGUGUGCCAUAUUGACAGCUACUUUCUUCUGGCCUAGUGUGCCAUAUUGACAGCUACUUUCUUCUGGCCUAGUGUGCCAUAUUGACAGCUACUUUCUUCUGGCCUAGUGUGCCAUAUUGACAGCUACUUUCUUCUGGCCUAAUGUGCCAUAUUGACACCUACUUUCUUCUGGCCUAGUGUGCCAUAGUCACCCCAUGAAAUGAGCUAAUAGUCUGAAAAGUUUGCCGGCCGCUGUCUUAAUGCCUUCAAUAACUUAUAUUUCAACAAAUAUUUAAAGAUAUAGUGGAAACCAAAAACAAAGGAUUAUUGCUCUCAAUAGUUUCUAAGGUAAUUGUACAUGAAGCAAAUUAUGAAAUAAUUGAUUUGUCUUUUGUCGGCAUUUAUGAUUUUUAACAUAAUUAAAUGCUACAAUUUCUACUCCAUCAGAACCCUGCACCAGGAUUACAAGUCUUUCAGUCCAUGAUUCCAUAUGCAGAAGUGGAUUAUGAUUAUCACUUGUGUCCUGUACCCAGAUAUCCAUAUACUCCAACCAGUUCUACUAAAGCUGGUGUCACACAGAAGAAGUUUUUGGACAGGGAGGUCAGUCACAUUUUUCAACUUCACUAUAACUAUAAUUUUGUAAAAAAUUUUAAGAAACUCAUACAAAAUUAUUAUUUUUAAUUAGUCCAGUUUUUUGGGUUACGAUCCCUUAAGCAUCUUGUCCAUAAAGUAACUUUGCUGUCCUAUAAAAAAUUUCUAGAAUGGUUUUGAUAAUCUUUCUAAAUGGCAGGAUACAAUUCGUGGUCUCAUGAACUGGAAGAAGUUUCCAUCCCCUGGUCUUACCUCAUUAUCUAACACAGUCACUCUAACAAAUGUCUGGGUGCCAAGAUGGUCAGUAAUUAUCUAUUUGUUCAUUGUUGCAUCUAAUGUUCACUGUUGUGAUUUGCAUUCGUAUAUUCUGUAAUUAAUUGCAUGUUAAUUAAAUCUUCAAUAAAAAUUGUUAAGAAAUCUUUCAAAGAUUUGCUUAAAAAUCAUGUACUCAAAUUUUUGGUCAAUGAAAAUCUAUUUCAUUUUGUAGAUAGUAGAUUCAUUUUGAUUUAUUGAAUUAGGUGUGUUCUUUUCAAACUCUAAGCCUAUAAAAAUAUUUAAUAAAUUAUUUCAUUAUAAAGAUAUUAAAAAUUAAUUAUAUAUAAUUAAUUGACUUUAGAUUUCUUGUUUUUUUUAGGGAUGAAUGUUUUAAUAAAGACCUUAUGCCCACUGAUACGCCACUGUUACAGACACAGUUGGAAGCAAAUGAUGCUGAAAAUUGUGUCGAGGAGUAGGUUUAUUUUUGGUCUAUUACAUUUAGGAAAAAGAAUUAAUGAACUCCUUUUAGCUAAUUUAUUUAUUUUUUGACGAAGCUAAUAUUUAAGAUUAAGAACAUUGUAACAAAAUGAUUUGUUAUCCCCAAAACAAUCGAAUAUGUUUCUUAACUAGAUAAAUUACUGUGUUUUUUUUCAACAGGUAAAACACAAAAUAUAUUGCUCUUUCUGAAAUACACAAAAAUUUGUCUCAAGCUUACUGUAAAAUUACCUUAAUAUUUCAGUGAUGUCAUUGAUGGUGAUGCUGCCACCCUGACUCCUGCCAUGGUUAAUGCCAAAUUUGCGUUCAUUGAUACAAAUGUCAAAGAUGAAACAAAAUCGUAAGUUAACUGUAACGCUUGUUGAAAAACUAAUUAAUAUUUAAUUUUUAUUUUACUUACACUUGUGAAAACUGGUCAAAAUUGUCAUUUAAUCUUUUCAGGUAAUUAGUGUCAAAGUACAUUUUUAUGUUGUUCAGUUUGCUGAAUUCCAGUUGACCAGUUGAGUACUGUAACCAAGUAAUAUAUCAAUAUAAUUAACAUUUCACAGACUCAAAUUUUUGUCUGUUAUAAAAUUUUUUUGUGGUCCUGUAAUGUAAGUCAUUGUUGAAGUGGUUUAAAUUUUCAGAAAUGUUGAUGAGUUGCAGGACUUGAAGUAAGUUUUAAAUGAAUAUUGAUUGAGUUUUGCCCACCAUAAAUCUCAAUUUUGUUUAUGGUAUUUUAUCACAUGACAGAAUUUUAAUAUUCUGUCACAAUUUAUUAUCUUCAUGACUUUUUUCACUUUUGAUAACUGAUAUUUCGAAAGGAAAAUUGAUAAAUGAAUACUUAAAAUCUAAAUUAUUUAUUAACAAGGUACUCAAAUGUUCAAAAAUAGUGUAAAGUAUAACUUUCAAAUGGUGCUGAAAAUUUCUCUUCUUUCAUGUGCAUCUAACACCCCUACAAUAUGAUGGAGUGGUUUGGCCUACACAAUAAAAUAAAACCUUUUAAUGGUUGUAACUUGAAAUGUCAAUACAUUUUAUAGCUUCAAUCUUAUGUAACAAAGUUUUUGUCGAAUGAAGUUUUCAAAGGUCAUCAAAGUUAAAAUUUGCAACCACUGUUUCAUUUGAAAUAAUCACACAGGAACUCGUUAUAUUGGUUGUGAUUUGAAAGAGGUUGAUAUCUCAUGCUAGGAGUAGUGAUUUUUAAUUUAUAUUUUUUUUUAAAUGUUGUUUUGGAGUUUUACUGUAUUUUAUCUCAUUGUGUUAAGGUAUACAUAUAUUUUUUAUUAAUAAGUAAAUUUGUUAUUUAUGUAACACCAUUUAUUAAUUUCAUCUCAUUUAUAAAAAAUGUGCUUUAGUUUACUGCUACUCACAGUUAAAUUAGCUAAUGUAAUUCUAAAUGAUGACUUUGAAAAAACUAUAUGGCCAAAUGAUGUGAAAAAAGGUGUCUUGGCUCUGCUAUAUGUUUUUAUUCAAAAACAAAACUUUAACUUUUUAAAUAUGCUAUUUUAAUUUCAGGGAUUUCUUCCCCAUUGGUAAUCGUAUACCACUAACAAACAUGCCAGUUGGACCUAAUGGACCUAUUGCCAGGUAAUUGCUUGUUUAGUAAAAUUUUUAGCUUCUUGGUUUUUAGGGAGUUAGUUUAUAUUAUUUUUAAAAAAAACAGAUAUAUCUGUUUUGUCAUUCGUCUUUUAAAUAUAAAGUAAAUAUUGACCGGGACAUUACCGGUAUUACUUUUUAAAGUUAAAAAUAAACACUUUCUUUUCCCCAGAGAAAAGCGUGAGAAGGAGCUUGAUGAUUUCAUGACAAGGAAAUAUAACAAAUUGAGGUCAAAGCUCAAGGCCAAAGUGACAGCCCUGAAUUCAAUAAUUAAGGAUACCACUAUGCAUACCAACUAGCCAGAUUAUAUCGUGUCAUUAAUUGUCUGCGUGAAACUGUGAAUAUGCUGUCCAAUUUAUUGCAUGAAAAGAACUUUUUAUUUUGUUUGAAAAAGCAUAUUAUAGUGUAACUGGCACUUGGGGGUAAUACUAAUAAUGACGCCUCGGAUCAGUUGUAAGGGCCUUGGAACUCAGUGCAAAUGUUUAUAUAGUGUAAACAAACAGAGCUGUUUUAUUUUUCAAGUAAAUUCUAAAACAUGAUACUGAGAGUUGAAAAAGUUAUUUAAAGAAAAAAUUAGUUCAACUUUCACAGACAUUAUACUUUCUUUCUUCUGGCAGGAGUCUCUAUUUAAAAGUAUCUAUUACUACAAUCAGAUUCCAAAUUCAGAUACUGAAAUAGAAAUUAGCUUAAUAUUACUGUUAUUUUAUUUUUUAAUUGGACCAUUUUCAAAUGCUAUUUCUAUGGAAGAAAUGAAGCAACCAAAAUAAAAUGGACAAUACAGAAGCAGCCUAACUGAUGUUCAUGAGCUGAACAAAGUCUGUGGCAACCGACCAGCCCUACUCUGACAACAGAUAAAAUUUUUGAUGAAAAAAAGAAUGUUUUAGGUAUCAAGAGAGAUGACAAUACAGUAUUGAAAAUUUGAUUGCAAACUAAGUUAUUUGGUAGAAAUAUGCCCAAUAAAUGUAUUGUUAAUGGAAAAAGAGCAUAUUCUCUUCUAUGGUUUGUCUUUUCCUCAUGAAUAAUAUAUUCCACUUGAGUGAUCACCCUUCAAAUUGUCUUUCUCAGUAUAAUUCAGUGACUAUACACUACAUGAGAUGACCACUCCAUUGGACAUUGUAAAAUAACUCCACUUCCUCCCUGAACAGUACGUGUACAGCUGCAGCCCCCUUACAUAACUUAUCAAAAGUUACAAGAGAUUGUUGUUGGCAAUAAUGCCCAGUGAAGCAAAUCUUUAUAUUAUAAUCAUUUUAAAUAACUUAGAAGUUUACCGUUAUUGCUUGUGCAUGCUGAUAUUUGAGCAAAAAGUGAAAAAAAACACAGUUAAUGUACAGCAUACCCGUAAAGAUUUAUAUCUCACUUUUAAGAGAAUGUACCUUUCAAGCUGUAAAUAACCUAACACUUUGUUCAAAUAAAUGCUGUGCUUAGAUUGUAUCGGCACGAUAAACAGCUACUUAUGGCUAAAAGCAGCACUUUUUAGAGGUGAAGUGAGUUCCUUUGUUUGGGCCUCUGCAGUGGCCUCUAAGACAGUGCUUACGCCACAGAGCCUAGUGCCUGCCACUGUCGCUAUAAUUUGUACAAGGUUUAUUCUCCAGUGACAAUGUGUGAUGUACUUAAAUUAUUUCAUGUAAUGGUUCUCUUAAAUAUUUAAAUAAUGAUCUUUAUACUGAGCGCAGAUUCCUAGUUGUUCUAACAUAUUGCUUUGUUUGCAACCAACUGUGAUACAUGAAUAAAUACUUUUAUUUUUGUUUUUGACAUCCGUCCAAAGCUUGUCAGAUUUAGCCGCCCAAAGAGUUGUCACAAUUCAAAUAUUAAUUUUUUUUUAUUUUAAAAUCUCAAAUCAAUUUGUAAAAGUUGACAAAAAUGUAUCAUUUAUCCUUUACCUUCCUAUAGAUUAAAAUAUAUGAAAGAUAUAGUCCUUGCCAAGCUAUCUCAUCAUUUAACAUUUUGAAAAACAUUAAACUUUAACAAAAGGAAUUGCAUUGUAAAAUGUAUUUAUUUUUUUUCAAAAUAAGGUAAUGAUUAUCAUUGCAUGAUUAAAUAAUACAUGUAUUAUGUGCUGGGUCUGUGUCAUAAUUAAAUAGUGUAUGUAUUAUGAGCUGGUUCUGUGAUAAAAGGAAUAAUUCUUAAUACUGAAUUCCAUGAGGCCAAAGUAUUUGCCCAAUUGCCUUGCAGGAAUCUAACAAUUUUUUUGAUAGUCUCAAAAUAAGCCAUGUAUUUUAUUGAAUAUUAAAACGUUUUAACCGAU